This is a messenger RNA of Bombina bombina (fire-bellied toad), 1312 nucleotides long. RefSeq names its product TSR2 ribosome maturation factor (gene TSR2). Gene Ontology annotation, biological process: maturation of SSU-rRNA from tricistronic rRNA transcript (SSU-rRNA, 5.8S rRNA, LSU-rRNA). The record is from RefSeq and is a predicted model, not a curated record. Bases 11 to 571 code for a protein of 186 amino acids. Gene Ontology annotation, cellular component: nucleus. NCBI's taxonomy places the organism in Eukaryota, Metazoa, Chordata, Amphibia, Anura, Bombinatoridae. The transcript has 5 exons.
UCCUACUGUCAUGGCGGCGCGCAAUGUGGAUUCACGUGGUCUUUUCGGUGAAGCGGUGCGGACUGUAUUGGGCGGCUGGCCGGUGCUGCAGAUCGCUGUAGAGAAUGCAUUUGGGGGUCCCCAGAGUCAGGAGAAGGCAGAUUGGAUGGUGGGAGCUGUUGAGCAGUAUUUCCUCUCUAAUGCUGACUUGGAACAGUAUGAAGUGGAGGAGACCCUCACAGCCAUGAUGAAUGAUGAAUUUGAUACCCUUGUUGAGGACGGGAGCCUGAUGCUGGUGGCGCAACAGCUCUGUGGGUUUUAUGUUCAGUGUCAGCGAGGCGAUGUGGCUGGGGUGAGGGAGCAGAUUGCAAAGCUGGGCCAGAAGAAAUUUAAUGUCAAAGCCAGUGUUCAGGCCGUGACCAGCAGUGAUGAGGAGGGCGAAAACAGUGAUGACGAAUCAGAGGCCAUGGAGUGUGAGGUAUCGGCAGAGUCUGCACCCAGCACGUCAGGGGCUGCUGCACCCAGCACAGAGCCACAGGGGGAGGAGCCAGAAGCUGACGGUUGGACAGUCGUCCGGCGAAAAAAGAAAUGAUUUGUGAGCACAUUAUGCUAGUGGCCACAGACAGAUGGCGCUAUGGUACCCUGCAUUAUACACAUGACUGUUUGUAUAGCAAACAGGGGCAAUUAUGGCUGUAUGCAACACCUGGGGACAGGACAAAGUUAUUGCUUAAAUUGCUCCCUUUCAUAGACGGAAGCCACCAGGAACCUGGUUAUAUGUUUUGUGCAAUUUUUAUCUUUUUUUUUUUUUUUUUUUUUUUUUUUUUUAACGCGAUCAUAUCCCUGAUUUCCCAUUUGGUUAUGGACUGAGCUGUCUCCAACAGACCGUGGUGCUGUAGUAAAUCAAGUCCUUCUCCUUCCCUUCGAUCCAGAAGUGCACAUUCCUUGUGCACAUGCCUUGUUUGCCCUGGCCAUGCCUCUGACGGCAGCACUGUAAUGUUUAGCUGGCGUCUGGAAAUCUGCUGAGAAGUAAAAUAUAAAAAUUCUCUUUUUAUGACCUGAAUAUUAUGAAGACAACAUGUAUUUGUCAUUGGUAGCAAAAGUGGCACCUAUAACUGUCUUCACUGGUGUUAAUUUCCUAUUCUGCAAGAUGGAUGGAAGGGGACUCUGUUUCUUGUCCGCUUUAACAAGGUGCGCUAGACAUUUAAUCUGUUUAUUUUCUAUUUGACUUGACACUAUGUGAAAUACAUUAAUUUAUCUUUUAUUUCUCUUUAUUUUAUAAUUGUGUAGGACGUUUACACAUUAAAAAAAACAAUAAGGUGACUUUUCUAAAGAA